AUGGCCAACUCAAUCCUAAACUUCAUUUACAUGGCAACAGUAGUAUUACUGUCCACCACUGCAUCAGCCCAAGAUGAAUGCUCGCCAACAAGAUGCAACAGCACCGGCCCAGAAAUCCGAUUUCCCUUCUUUCUAAAGGGUCGUCAGCCGGAUUCCUGCGGCUUCCCCGGAUUUGCCCUGUCUUGCUCUGCCGCCGGCGCCACCGAAUUUGAGGUCCAGUACCCAAUCAUGGCAUCCGGCUCCGGCGCCAACAUUGUGAUACCUUUUCGAGUUAAAGUAGAAAUCUUAGAGAUUGAUUACAAGUCCCAAUUAAUUACCAUGAACAGUAUCACUUCCCUUAGUUGCCUUCCCCGGCAAAUCCCUGCCGUUAACUCGUCGGCGUCUCCAUUCUCGGUGGUCAGUAAUUAUGGAUACAGCGGAUACACUUUAUUUAAUUGUACAGCUUCUUCUAAUGGCACUGUAUCCGAUACCGUGAAUGGAUAUCCUGUGCCUUGCCUUAACUCCUCCACUGGCUACGAAGUUAUUGCCUUUGAUUCUCAGAGAGACAUUUCUGAAUUUAUCCUCUCAUCUUGUGCAAAGAUGUACAGUGUUUCUUAUGUUCCAAUUGGCGUUUUUAGUGGAGGAGAGCGGUUUGAAGCCGGUUACAGUUAUAUUCAUCUUAAUUGGUCAGAGCCGAUUUGUGGACAUUGUGAAGUUAUAGGGAAGUAUUGUCGCCCGAAGAUUAACGGCACAAUUGGCGAAACAGAAUGCAUAGACAGUCCAAUUCAGGCCGUGAAGAGUACGUCCUCUCCUUAUUUUUGUGAAAUGUGA
Oldenlandia corymbosa var. corymbosa is the source of this 810-nucleotide messenger RNA. The record is from the annotation of a GenBank genome assembly. Lineage: Eukaryota; Viridiplantae; Streptophyta; Magnoliopsida; Gentianales; Rubiaceae.